Messenger RNA from Closterium sp. NIES-65, 921 nucleotides. The record is from the annotation of a GenBank genome assembly. NCBI's taxonomy places the organism in Eukaryota, Viridiplantae, Streptophyta, Zygnematophyceae, Desmidiales, Closteriaceae.
AUGCCCGGGGACCAGUACCCCCACCCCUCUGACGCCCAGCGUACCACUCACGAAGCUGCUGAGGCGAAGGGAUGUCCGCGGAGCGCUGCUGCUGCUGCCGGUGCGAGCGCUGGCCACCACCACCGCCGCUACGCUGCUGGGUACCACCUCGACCAGCUCCACCUCCUCCACCACUACGCCUCCUCCGCUGCCGCCUCCACUGCCUCCACCUCCGCCGCCUCCACCUCCGCCGCUGCCUCCACCACACCACCGUGGAACACCACCACCGUCUCCGCCGCUGCUGCCGCCACCACCACCACCACCCCCGCCACUAGCCCCGCCGCCACCCCCACUCCCUCCGCCGCCACCGCCGCCACCGCCACCGCCCCCUCCAGCUCCACCCGCGCCCUUGCCCCCCUUGCCCUUGCUGGAGCGACGUCUCCCACUAGGGGCAGACGCCGCGCCGACCGACUCAAGACCAAGCAGGUCGGCAGCAGCAGCAGAGGCAACAGAGGGCAGCAAGGGGGAAGGAGAGCACCCCUCAAAGAUGGGUCAGCAGAAAGGCGGCUCAGCGACCGGGGCUCGGGUGCACAGCUGCUCGGCUCCCGGGCGGCUCGGCGGCUCUGGGCGGCUCGGGCUCCCGGCGGCUCGGCGGCUGGGCAGCUCGGGUGCAGGCAGCGGCGGAUCGGCUCCGGGCGGCUCGGCGGCUGGGAGCUCGGGUGCAAGGCGGCUGGCUCCCGGGCGGCUCGGCGGCAGGGCGGCUCGGGUCCCGGGCUGCUCGGGCUGGGGCGGCUCGGCCGGGAGAUGCAGGUCGGGCCGGCAGGUGCAGCGUCGGGCCGGCAGGUGCAGAGUGGCGGGCCGCAAGUGCAGCGGCGGGCCGGUAGGUGCAGCGGCGGGCCGGCAGGAGCAGCGCGGUGCAGGGUUGCAGACGGCGGGCCGUAG